AUGAAUACAUCAACUACUUAAAAUUUAGAGGGCCAAACAAUGAUUUGCCAAUUUCAUAACAACGAAAUAAUAACUGCUGUAAACCUUAACUUAUCAAUAACUGGAAAUGCUACACAUUUGUGUAAUAACUGUUUAGUUGAUAAAACAAAUGAUAAUAAAAUAUUAAAAAUUAUGGAAGCAAAAUCAUAUAAGAAAUAAUGGUAACAAAGAAGGAAGAAUGAAAUUGAAAUAACUCUAACCUAAUUUUAAAACCUGUUUAAAAACAUAGUGUAGUUCAAAUUUAAGGUUAAUAGUGUUUUGUAAAAAAAUUUCAAAUGAAUUAUAAAAAUAAAGUAUGCUUAAAUCACAAGAAUUAUUUUUAUUUGAAAAUUUUUAACUUAGUCAAAUUUCUGGGAGGAUGUUAAAUUAUUAUAAGAAUUUAUUUCGAAACCAGAAGAUUAAAUGGAAUUUCAUUAUAUAAAUUAGAUGUAGAGCUAGUUUUAACAAGUUUCAGAUGAUAUAGACUACCUGUAAACUAUUGAACCUUUUGAAAAUGCUAAAAAGAUAAUAACUAACUUCAAUGUGGAGAAUUAAAUUCAAUUAGAACCACCAAAACUUGAAAAUAAUAUAGUAUAUUUUAUAUAUAAUUAGAAAACAUUGAGUUUAAGUACACUUUGUAAAGAUCAUCACAAGGAAAUAGUUCUGAUUGACAUAGAUUCUGAGAAUCUUUAAACAGAAAAAAGAUUAGCUUGCGUUCGAUGCAAAAGUAAUGGGAGCUCAUAAAAAUUAAAAACGGUUCAAGAAAUAGAUGAGUUAUGGAAUUAAAAAAAGUAGAAGGUAUAUUAAGAUAAAAUUGCUAAUCAAUAAAAGUCAAAGAAGUAAAUUAUAGAAGUUAAAUGAAUAAAUUUCCUAAAUUAGUAAGAAUUACUAUUAGUAGUUAAAUCUAAUUACUCAGGAAAUUUUUCUAACCAAUUAUAUAAAUCUGCAAGACUAGCAAGAUAAAAUAAAAUACUAUACAAUAAUUAAGUUAUGAAGAAUUGCUUUCAGUUAUUGAUGAUUUGGUUCAAUAAGACAAAGAAAUGGUUACUUUAGAUGACUAUAAGAUAACGAAGGAUGUAGAAAGCAAAUUAGAAAAAUUAAAAUAUGAUUUCUAAGUAGACAUUUAAAAGUCAAUUAAUUAUUUAAAUGAUUAAUCAAAUUAAGAUUUUUAAUUAUUAGGUGAUAGACAAAUCUUAGAAAUUUACAAAAAAUUUAAACGAUUUCAAAUGUACAAUUAAAACAAUAAAUAAGAAUAUAGGAGUUAGAUGAAUUUAUAAUUUCUUCAAAAUAAUUAUAUUGUUAGACGGAAUUGUUAAAUUAGACUAAAAAUUAAUUUUAACAACAUGUGA
Molecule: messenger RNA, 1367 nt
Organism: Paramecium octaurelia
Lineage: Eukaryota; Ciliophora; Oligohymenophorea; Peniculida; Parameciidae
Source: the annotation of a GenBank genome assembly